Panonychus citri (citrus red mite) is the source of this 2079-nucleotide messenger RNA. Its product is annotated as mucin-2-like. Bases 244 to 1803 code for a protein of 519 amino acids. Lineage: Eukaryota; Metazoa; Arthropoda; Arachnida; Trombidiformes; Tetranychidae. The transcript is spliced from 2 exons. The record is from RefSeq and is a predicted model, not a curated record.
UGGGUUUACUGUCAAUUACCAGUAGUUAAUUUGAUUAACUCAAUGGUUGAGAAAUGAGAAAGUAGUUAAUUAGUUUUGGUGAAUUAAAUUUCAUCGGAAAACUGAACAAGUUUAACUGUUCAUAUAAAAAGAUUGGAUUAGACCAAAGGAUAAGAUCAGUUGAUUAAAUGUGAAGUUUAAGUAACAAUUUAAUUUUUUCACAAUUAUUUUCUUUUUUUUCGUUAAUUUCUUCAUCUACUAAUCAUGAUUAAGAUGUUACCUGGUACCUUGAUUGUGAUCUUAUUAUGUUUGAUUAAUCCAUUGGAAUCUUGGCCAACAAUUAACUCAGUGUUUUCUACAACAACAACAACUACUACUUCUCGACCUUCAAUUGAUAAAUUGUCACGAAAUAUUAGUAAUUAUCUUAAUGGUGAUAAUUAUAAUAAUCCGGAUAAUCAGUUUGCUCUUCUUAAGGAUAAUCAAGUUGGUAAAUUAAAUUUAGUUAAUGAUAAACGGACACAAGUUAACAAUCAGCUACAAACCGGUAAAGUUAACUACAAUCAACAAGAACAACAAUUGAAAGAUGUUUCCAAUCAAGUCAACAACAAUUUAAGGUCAUCAUAUUUAGCAAUAAAUGGUAACACUAAUCAGCGACAACAAAGAUUAGGUCAUCUUAAUGUUAUUGGAUUACAAGGUGACCUUCAAAGUCAAUUGUUACCCGUCUCAUCUGAUUCUAAAUCACAAUCAGCUAAAUAUCGUGAAGUUGAGGAAAUAAUUCCGACCAAUGAAGUUGAUCAAGAAUCUCGAGAACCUGAGAUUUCAAGAGAUCCCAAAACACCGAGAGGAGGAGGUGGAGGACCAGUGAUACCACCACACGAACCCGAAAGUGCCCCAAUCGAUCCUAAUACACCAGGUUAUGCUGGACCACCACCUCCAACUCCAGGUCAAUCUCCUCCCGACGGGUCAUCAUUUCCCGUUCCUCCAAGUACAGGGCCACAAUUUCCAGGAGGAGGCGGAUUUCCCUCUACUCCAUAUUCACCUCCUCAAUCUCCUUCUUUUCCUCCAAAUUCAUUUCCCACCCAACAACCUGGAGUAAUUGUACCUCCUUCCACUCCAACAGAAACAGACACUGAAGGUCAAAGGCCACAACCACCGUCAGUCUCACCUUAUUAUCCAUCACCACCUCCACCAGCGACAUUCGUUCCCAAUGGAUCACCUUUUUAUCCCGAGACUUUCAAUCUUUCACCUCCACAACAACAUGAACCCAUUCAACCUCCUACCGUUCAGUUUCCUCUUCAACCAGUAGCAUCUCCAUUCCAACCACCACCACCACCACCACCUCCUCCCUCCACUUCAGUCUACUCUUCCUACUCACCACCAUCUUGGUUAACCAACUUUUACCCCAAUUACUAUUCAAAUUUCCCUUAUAACGAAGGUCUCGUUGCGACUUAUCCAACUCACUUAUCACCUACUCUUAAAUCAACGGCUUCUUACUUAAUCUCUCGAAGUGUAAUUCCAAUCGGCUCAUCCCAAUUAACCGCUGUGACUCCUUACCUGACCUCUCCAACGACCCACACUCACUUGAAUCCUCUAUAUUUAACUCAACAUGAUCAACAAACUCAUCUGAUUGCCGAUAAUAACCAAGAGCCACAAUUGCUCAACGUUAAUCCAGUAGUUAAUCACCAUUCACCUGCAUCAAAUGAUAAAGAAUCAAGAGAAUCAUCAAUCACCAACCCAAUUCAAACAACGACCACUGAAUCUUCAAUUGAAGGAUUAAAAGAAUCAGAAAUUGAUGAUGAUGCUGAAAGAAUUAGUAAUCUCUAAAUUACUUGACGAUUGGUGAUAAUCAGUUGAUUUAAUUGAGACGACAAACAUUUUAAUCAAUCAAAAAUUAUCAGAAAACUGACCUUUGCAAGAAUGACCAUCAAUCACCAUUAAGAUUACUGAUUAACUUUGAUUAGUUUUAAUUUCUGUUUAUAAAGUAAAUUUAAUUACCUUUUUCAAAACAAUUUUCAUCACCUCAUCAACUAAUCAACUAAUUUUCAAACAAAAAUCAACUAAAUCAGCAAAGGCCAACAAUUAAAACUAAACUUAAACUAU